UUGAGGAAUUUUAAAUUUGAAUGUUUAUUAUUGUUUAUGUUAUUGAAGAAAUCCAAAAAUCUUGUAUUCGUUAUUUCAAAAUUGGAUAAUAAUGUCAGAUGAUAAUCGAUUAGCAGCAGACGAAUACGAAAAGCAGUAUUAUGGAUUCAGUUCUACAGAAAUUAUCGAAGAUUUUAAAGAGCAUGUAACUGGUGUGAUAAAAAGAGCAUUAAUAGAUGUAAAGAACGCGAUAUCAGAAGAAACGAAUACUCCAUAUGAUAAGGAAUCUUUGGAUACCAUAAUUCAAGAGUUAUAUGAAGCUUACUUGAAUAGUGCCAGAAAUCCUAUUGAAAGUUUUGAAGCAGAAGCAAGAAACAUAUUUGCAAUACCAAAAAAUGUUAUUCUUGAAGAAGACAAGCUGAGAAGAACUAAUUAUUCUGAUGAAGAUAUCAAUAAGUUGAAAUGUGAAGUUGCAAAACUUGAGAAUGAUCUAAUACAGGAAAAAGUUUAUCUAGCCAAAUGCAUGCAGGUGAAAGAAUACAUUGAGAAAACAAUAAAACCUAUCUAUGAAAAAGUGAACAUGCACCUUUCAGUUGCAAAAAGAAUGCCUAAACAGACUGAUGAAUCAGAGGAGGCUAAUCAACAGAAAAUCAUACAAGUGCAUGAGGCACAUGUUCAAGGUUAUUUCAAUAGGAUAAGGAUCAGUGGAGAGCAAUCUAGAAGUAGAGCUUUAACAGAUUUCAAAACUUCUAAUUUUUAUUUUGACUGAUGAAAGCUUCCAGAACAAAAUGAAACAUGACAAACUAAUAGAAGUGUCCCCUUCUGUUGUUGAUUUCAAGAGAAGAAAUUGAACAUUUACAAAUAGUUUUAUUUCACCUUUCUUGCAAACCUUGUAACAUAUAAGUAGGUAGGUAUUACAUUCAAUAUAUUUCAUUUAGAAAUAAAUCAUAAGGUACUGAAUCUGCUCAUACUUAAUCAGACUCCAUUUCCAAUUCUUGGAUCUCCUCAGUCUCUAAUUCUUUGUCCCAAUCCUUCAUUUUAGCUCCCAUCAUGAAAUCAUCUUGCAGUACACUCCAGGUAGAUUCUUUUUCUACAGAUUUUUUUUCUUUUUUCCUUUCUUCCACUGGGCCCUCAACUCUUUGUGAUUUUUCUCCCAUCAACACAUCCAAGAAUGCUCUCUUAUCAAUAUUCUUCAGAACCUUUUCUUUCCUCACUUCCAAGGGGCCAGCUUCUUCUAGCUGUUUGCUGAUAUCUUUUUGCUGGGCUCUCACUGCAUUGAACAGUUGGACUACCCCCUUGGUGGCUAUUUUCUGCAGGAUACGCUCCCUGUCUUUCUCUAAUAUGUCUGGCUUCACUCUCAAACUUGAUAUUUCUUUUUU
Messenger RNA from Phaedon cochleariae (mustard beetle), 1358 nucleotides. NCBI's taxonomy places the organism in Eukaryota, Metazoa, Arthropoda, Insecta, Coleoptera, Chrysomelidae. The record is from the annotation of a GenBank genome assembly.